Molecule: messenger RNA, 1575 nt
Organism: Delphinapterus leucas (beluga whale)
Lineage: Eukaryota; Metazoa; Chordata; Mammalia; Artiodactyla; Monodontidae
Source: RefSeq, a predicted model, not a curated record
CAACAUUUUACAUAUCAACGUUCUAACUGGUGAUCAUACAUCGACCCGCUGGGUGGGUGGAUCAUCCCUAAGGACAUGAAAGCUCUUCGUCUGGGAGCCUCCAGACCUCCUCCUGUGCGUCUCUUCAUUUGGCUGGGCCUGGUUUAGAAGAAAGCCUGACCAAGAUCCCUUCUCAAAGUCAACCAUGGAAAUAACCUUUUAAUAUUCUCUCCUGUCUUCCGUGGCCUCGUACAGCUUUCACACACAAUUUCUCAUUUUAUCCUCAAAACAACGCAUCGAGACCCGCACUGUGCACACCCGUUCAGCUCAGCCAGCGUUUACCUGCCCACUACUGCACAGCCCAGGGCUUCACGGCCUACCAGGCACAAGCACAUGGGACCCUCUGGAAGAAGGUGAUGAAUCAGAAAGAGUCUGAUGAAAGAGAAUCACCUGGGACCUUUCAAAAACUCCAAAGUCACAGCCACAUGCCAGACCAGGGAAAUCACGCUCUCUGGAGUUGGGCAGGGCACGCCAGCUCUCUCCCCGGCAGAGAAAGGACCAGCAAGAGGACCAGGAAGGAGAGGGAGAACCGAAACUCCUCGAAACAGAAAGACUCCGCAGACCAGAACAUGGAGGGAAACUUCCAGGCGUGCAGGAACUGCAAAAGAAGCGGGGCCCCUGGCCACUUGGCCCUCCAUGGGGCCCACUGUCUGCUCUUCAAGGUCCUCUGUCCGGAGUGCAAGGAACCCGUCCUACAGGAUACGAUGGAAGAACACGGCGGGGGCGGGCACCAGCAGGCGAAUGGGUUCAGCCAAGGCAAGGGAGUCCCUGUUUCAGGAAAGGUGGGGUGCGCAGUGUGUCAGCAGAGCCUGCCGAAACACUUGCUGGAGAUUCACGAGGCCAAGGAAUGCCAGGAGCGCCCCGUUGAGUGCCAGUUCUGUGAGCUGGCCGUACGCCUCAACAAGGUGGACAUCCACGAGCACCCCUGCGGCAGGCGGACGGAGGUCUGCCCAGACUGCGGCCAGCGCAUCGUGCUCCACAUGCUGGCCCGGCACAGAGACGAGUGCUGCGGUGAGCAGACCCGGCUCCAGAAAGGGAAGAGAAUUCCAGCUCCUGAAAGCAACAUCGGCUGUCAUUAUUGCAACCAAAUGAUCCCAGGAAAUAAGUAUUUCCACCAUGUGGACAGAUGCCGUCCAGUCUCAGACUCUGUGACAUAUUCUCCAGUUGGGAAACCAGAUAUUCCUCCUUCAUCCCUUUCAAGUCAGGCUGCUAAAGAUCAAACUUCCACAGCAGAGAAAGACGUCCGUCCAAAGACGAAAAAUACAAGCAGAUUUCCCCUUCUUUCUGAAAAGUCAACGCGGCAAGCACCAAGAGGCACAAGCAAAACCACGGAUCUGCCUUUGAAGUCUGAUGGCAAGCUCAGGGCCUCCUCUCCUGUAGAAGACGAGACAGCCUAUGACAUUCUGAGGAGGUGUUCUCAGUGUGGCAUCCUACUUCCCCUGCCAACCCUAACCCAACAUCAGGAGAAAUGCUGGUGGUUAGCUUCAUCAAAAGGAAAACAAGUGAGAAGUUCCAGCUAGCUUUGGAAAAGAAAAG